GCGGCAGCAACAGCAAAAUGGCCACAGUCGCGACAAACGCCGCUGCUGCCUCCACCACCACCAACGCUGCAAUGAAAACAGUCACGCGCCACCAACUUUAUGGCUCAAAUCGUUGUCUACGGCAAUCAAGUGUUCAUUAUCAUAUCGAUCAUAGCACACAGCAGCAGCCGCCGCCACAUGUGGCUGGUCUCGGUGGCACAAUAAAGCGUCAGCAAUGUGCACUUUCACAUUCGCGUUCCAUCACGGCGCUACACAAUAUGGAUCUCUAUGGCAGCUAUGCAACACUGCCGCCGGCAGGCGCGGCCGGACCCUUGGAUACGCCACAGCGCUCGUAUUGUGCGCGCCAUUUGCCGCCUGCUGGUGCUGGAGGUGGCGGUUUGGGUGUAGGUGUUAGUGGCAGUCACACUUGGCAUCCCCCCAGCCAGCAGUAUGCAGCUGCAACGCCUUGCUGUCACCUCUACAAUGCAAAUCAAGCGGCUGCAGCAGCAGCAGCAGCGGCGGUGGCAGCGGCGCCCGCUUGCAUGUAUGGUGGUGGCGUUAGCGUUGGCGCUGGCCACACCUGCCAACAGCAGCAACAGGCGCAACCGCAUCAGCAGUACCCACGCGCCGCGCUGCUACAUGACAGUCAUAAGCCUUUGGUGUCCAAUGGCUGUUAUUUUGGCUAUGAACAUGGCACACAUUUGAUCGAUGAGGAGGACACGGCGUUUCCAGGCUUCCAUGACCGCGAGUUUCACAUGCUGCAUCGGAAUAUACCGGCGCUGCGGCGUACUGGCGUUGAUACGGCGGGGAUUAGGCAGUACUUCUAUCCGGAUGGCGGUUGGGGUUGGAUCAUUUGUGGCAUAGCAUUUUUGGUCCACAUCUUAACAACGGGUCUGCAACUGUCAAGCGGACUGCUGCUUUUCUACGCCAUAGAACAUCUACGAGACUCAAACGGCAUUGAAUGGGUUGGUGCUUUGAAUUGGUCAAUUUCUAUGUUACUAUCUCCAUUUGUGAUUACAUUUUGUCGAAAGAAAUCGACGCGACUGAUGGCCGUAGUAGGUGGACUGGUGCUACCUCUAGGUGUACUAUUCACCUCUUUUGCAACGGAGUUGGGACAAAUAUUUUUUAGUUAUGGUAUUGUUUUUGGUAUUGCAGUGGCAAUGGUUCGUGAAUCGUCCACAAUAAUGUUAGGAAACUAUUUUAAGCGCCGUAGGCAAUUUGUCGAAAUGAUCGCCAUGUCGGGCGAGGGAGUGGGCAUAUCGAUAUUCUCUGUGAUAUUACGGGAAGGUGUUGGAAACGCUGGCUGGCGUGUCGGUCUCCAAAUUGUGGCUGGCCUUGUAGCGGUUAGUUUCUUUAUGGGUUUAUUAUAUAGACCCGCAUCACUAUAUCACCCACAACGGCGCGCCAUACAACAUUUAAAAAAUCAACGAAAGAAGAUGCGCGAAAAUAAAGCGAAAUCUUUGGUAACAAACGAACAAAGGACGGUGCGUUAUUUAUUCCUCGACAUAUCACCCUUCAAAUCAACCAAUGUGAAAAUCCUACUGGUAUCAGCUGCUGUAGCGGGAUUGGGUAUCUAUACACCCAUGAUCUCAAUGACAUUGACCGUCGCCAAGGAAGGUCCCGAUAUAGAAGACUUGGUGUUGCUGCAAACUUUUUUAGGUGUCUCCACCACAAUGGGCGUAUUUAUAGCCGGCACAAUACUGCGCAAAACUUUUAGAAUAGGUACUUUUAUGAUAACCUCACAAAUUGUGUCUCAGGUAUUUAUUGCGUUAAUAGCAAUUUCCAUAUUGAGCCUGUCCUUCGUCGUAAGUUUUCGCUGGUUCUGCAUACUCGGUUGGAUGUAUGGCAUUGGGUUCGGUGGAUUUCGUUACGCUUUCAAGAUACUAGCGCUAGAUCGCAUCAAAGUGAAGCAGUUUUCGAAGGCAUGGAGCCUCCUCAAAGGUGCCGAGUCCAUACCAGUGCUCAUUAGCAUACCACUCACCAGCUUCCUCAAUGACUACUCACUGCAUUAUGGACGUGCUGGAUAUUUUAUAUGCUCCGCAGCUGUUGCCAUAGGCGGUAUUAUAAUAUUCUUCAUGACCUACUCAACGUUUGAGCAAAGUUCCGGCGCCCACCAAGGCAACAACAACAACAACAACAAGAAACAUGGGAAUGGUGCUAUACCCACACUGCGCCCCUUCCCGCAAUAUUGCAAGCUACAUGGCUUUCAUGAGCCAGUGGUGGACUUUAAUGUUUACAAUGGCUGUGAAUAUCCAGCGCCUGAUUUGUUAAUGAGUCGGAGUUGUGUCAGCUUGAAUCAAGUGGAUUUUGAGAAUCUCUGUCGCAACAAUGCGUAUUGCGGUGGUGGUGGCGCUGCUGAUCGUUGGCGUGUCCCAAGUCUACAUAAGCUGCAACAUUGUGCAGUACAUGGCGGGCCGGCGGCAAUGGCGGCGGCAGCAGCGCGUGGUCGUGGUCACUUGAUGGAUAUAAGUCGACCACAUAGCCCACACUGUGACAUGGAGCAGCAGCGUUAUGCGAGUUUGGGGCGUUGCAUGGGCAAGCGACUGCAGAAGAGUUUGUCAUUUAUACAGAAUUCCUAUUGCUGUAACGGGCAGUGGUAUUGCAAUUGUCACGAUAGCUGUCUGUGGGCGCAAGCGUCACCGAGAUCCCAAAUGCAUCAACCACUGCUAUGCACUUGCAAUCAAGGCUCCACCAACUAUUUGCAAAACUCACGCAGUCGCAGCGUGCCGGAAGGUCUCUCCACCAUCGGUAAUCAAUUGUGCAGAUGCAAGACAGUUACGGGGACGGCAGCAGCGUCAGCAGUGGGCUCAUCGAAUACCCUUUCACGUGAAGUUAUCUACUUGCCGCGCCAUGAUCUGGGCUAUGACUUCGGUACAAAAUGUCGGAAUCAUCAAAGAGGUGUAGCAGCGACGACCGUCAUACAACAUGGUGCUGCUACUACGCCUCGCUACCGGCAUCGACGCUCACAAUCACUCUCCAAGCCACUGCAAUAUGUCGAACAGAUAACGACAUCGGUGUAGUUUGGCAGCCGUUAGAUAAGAAAUUUAGAGAUAAACUACGAAAAAAAAACUAGGCGACUAUGGGCAACAAAGCUACAGUGGUUGAAAAUUGAGAAAUUUCGUGAGAGAACGUGGCAUUUGAUUAUUUGCAAGCAAAAGCUUAUAGACAUUUAGUGUUUCGCGCAAGGAGAAGUUGAUAAUUUUUGCAUUUUAUUUUUUAAGGCAAACAUUUUU
Molecule: messenger RNA, 3212 nt
Organism: Rhagoletis pomonella (apple maggot)
Lineage: Eukaryota; Metazoa; Arthropoda; Insecta; Diptera; Tephritidae
Exons: 11
Coding region: 18-2999 (993 amino acids)
Biological process (GO): transmembrane transport
Molecular function (GO): monocarboxylic acid transmembrane transporter activity
Source: RefSeq, a predicted model, not a curated record